Pezoporus flaviventris is the source of this 2578-nucleotide messenger RNA. It is a transcript of the gene CDC42SE2, whose product is annotated as CDC42 small effector 2. Gene Ontology annotation, biological process: regulation of Rho protein signal transduction. The transcript has 5 exons. NCBI's taxonomy places the organism in Eukaryota, Metazoa, Chordata, Aves, Psittaciformes, Psittacidae. The record is from RefSeq and is a predicted model, not a curated record. Gene Ontology annotation, cellular component: plasma membrane. Gene Ontology annotation, molecular function: small GTPase binding. Bases 362 to 616 code for a protein of 84 amino acids.
UUUUAAAACAGCGUCAGCUCUUAAGCGAUAUAAUUAAUAAGCAGGUUUAUUCUAAGUGACCCUCCACAGCAUGAAGCAUAUUCCUUUCUGGAUCAACUAAGGUUCACAUAACGCUAAGGACCAAAGAAGCAUGUGUAACAUUUCUGUGGUGCUGGGACCAACCUUCUGAAAGACUCUAAAAUAAUUUUUUGCCUUGAAGUCAUUUGUCCUGGGGCUGACUUGUCUUUGGGGAAGAGCUCAACAGAGACAAGAUUUUCACAUUGGAACCAUUAUAAGUAAACCUAUUUAAAAGACUUGCUACCUGAAGACAGAUUUACAAAGUCCUGCUUUUCAUCUGUGUUCCUGCUGCAGACUGUAAACAAUGAGUGAGUUUUGGUUGUGCUUCAACUGCUGUAUUGCAGAACAGCCUCAGCCUAAAAGACGGCGGCGAAUUGACCGAAGCAUGAUUGGAGAGCCGACAAACUUUGUUCACACAGCUCAUGUAGGAUCUGGGGAUCUGUUCAGUGGAAUGAAUUCGGUGAGCUCAAUUCAGAACCAAAUGCAGUCCAAGGGAGGCUAUGGAGGUGGCAUGUCUGCAAAUGUUCAGAUGCAGCUUGUAGAUACAAAGGCAGGAUAACCCUGGGGAAACCUUUCCAGUUCAUGUGGGUUCCUGUAUCUUCUUUCCUGUGUCCUCUUUUUUGCCUUGGUGACUGCUUUCUGUGCUCAUGAUGAGAGAAGUGAUGACUUGUUGUUCACCCUUUGUGGUUACUCCAGUGAAAAGUUGCUGUUCUGCUCUGAUGAUGAUGCCAUUUAUCAGAUUGGUCCGACCAUGCCUUUCAGUGGCAUGUACAUGUUUGCUUCUACCAGAACGUGAACAUAGAGCUGUUUAGGAUUGGUUUUAGUUUUUUGUUUGCUUUUAAGGCAAAUUAAAGCACCAACCUGAGCUUCCCUAAUCCCUCACAACUCCUCACAACAUUCUGCUGCUUUUUAAUCAUUAAAUCUUUUCUCCACUAAAGUCAUGUAGAGAUGAGUGAGUUUCCAUUAAUGUCUUCAAUCACCUAUUGUUCAUACCCAUUUUUGAAAAGUCUAGGACCUGCAAGCACGAAUUAUUAUUUCAUACAAAAUCAGCAGAGUAGAUGACCGCAUGCUUUGUGAGGUUGCUUUGUAUGGUGGCCCUCUUGGUGCUAAGCAGGAAAACAAAAUAAAAAUUGCUUACUGCAGACUGGUGGAAGAUUUUGCUGUGGCACCAAGUCAUGCCUGUUUCUGACAAAGGAUUUGUAACUUAGCUGCUUCAGAAUUAUGUUUUUAUUUUAGUUAUUAUCCAGCUGGUCUUGCAGUAAUAAAGACAGAGCUUGCGUUCAUGAGGCAUUUGUUGUAAAUGUUCAAGUAUAUUUAUUUUGAAAGAGCUGACCUUGAAACUGUAAACCAGUGUAGUACCGUAUCUAAGUGUUGUGGAAGCGCUUUAGUCUGUUUAAAAAAGAAAAGCAGACGUUUGGCUGCUUCUUUUUGCAGUUUUUCUUAAUUUUAGGCUGUAUGGUCAUUUCCAGUAGCAGCAUGUCAGACUGCCUGCAAUAUUAGCUGAAAAGUUUAGUAGACCUCUCGAGUAGUUGGCAGUUUCUGUGUACUAAAUAUUUAGGGGCCAUGGAAGUUGCUAAGAGCAACAUACUAAUCUGGCAGAACAGAUGCCAAUGAAAACAACCUACAGGGUGACUUUUUACUAAGUCAGUAAAACGCCUUUUGCUCAGGUUCCAAAGCAUGUUUCUUUCAAACGUUGUGAAAUUGUAUUUUAAUAUUGCACUGUUUUCAGAUGUCUCUAUAAAUGGUCCCUUUUUUUCCUCCUUGGUGGUGGUUUGAGAGAAUUCAAUGAUUUGAGUCCUGGUUGAGUUCAAUUUUUAUGUGGGGAAAAAAAAACCAUCCAAACAAGGCAUAACUGAGCCUAGUUCGAUCUGUUUUUAUAUGUGAGCACUCCUGUGUUCAUAAACAUAGAUUGCUGUCAAUGAUUCUUUAUUCUUUUUCCAUACUUCCCCUGAUUUCACAUUGCAGCAGCUGUCAGAUUGAUUUAAACAUGUAUGAACCUACCUAGUCUCCUCUCUCAGUUCACAAACACCACACAAAAUGUAGGGCCAUGGUGGUAGUUUGCCUUUCCUAAAUUGUAUUCCAGUGGUAGGUGUCAGUUAUCUGAUUCAGUAGUUCGAAUUAGGUUGGAUAGUCUUCACUGAUUAAAGGUACUAUCUGUGACAAUAUAAGAUCAAGAUGUUCAAUUGUCUGGGUGCAUAAACAUGGCAGUGCAGUGAUACUUUUUUUUUUUUUUUUAGAGGUCAACAUUUCCAAUGCCACUUUAUCAAUGAGUCUUAAAUAAACUAUGAUUACAAAAUUAUUUGAACUUUUGUAAUAGUGACUUAAAUUUACUUGCCAAACAUAUCUUGCACUUGUCAAAAUGUCUUCAACUCAAUAACCAGGAGAAAAAAGAAAUGGCAUAUUUUUAUAACAGACAUACUUUUUUUGUACAUUGUGUUCAUUCUUGAAUAAAGGCAGUUCAGUGUUGGCUUGGAGAUAUUAAAAGGAAAGUAUUGACUUUUAUUCAAUAAAUGUGUUCUUU